AUGUCCAACCCAAACGACUUGACUUCUCGUGAGAUGGAGGUGCUUGCGCUUGCGUGGCAAUGCAUGGACACCGAGCCCAAGAUCAACACAAAGAAGCUUGCAGAGCUGACCGGCUAUACCGAAGGCAGCGCCUCCGUGACCAUGGGUAAAAUCAAGCGCAAGCUCAAGCUCAAGGCCGCCGGUUCGUCUAGUGUCGUUAAUACCCCCAAGAAAGCUGCGACUCCUCAUGUACCUCGCACUCCCAAGUCAGCCAAGCGCGGUGCUGCCGAGGCUGUUGCUGGUGGCACUCCCUCUAAGAAGGGCAGGACCAGCAAGCCCGCCAACGACGAUGAUGACGACGAGGAAUUCGGCAAAUUCUCGAUCAAGAAGGAGGAGGUAAAUGACAUCAACGCCGGCGCGGACACCUUCCAGGAGACCAGCCACUACGCUGCUAUGGGCGGCGAUCAAGACUAG
Molecule: messenger RNA, 453 nt
Organism: Didymella exigua CBS 183.55
Lineage: Eukaryota; Fungi; Ascomycota; Dothideomycetes; Pleosporales; Didymellaceae
Exons: 3
Coding region: 1-453 (150 amino acids)
Source: RefSeq, a predicted model, not a curated record